This is a messenger RNA of Cyphellophora europaea CBS 101466, 1488 nucleotides long. RefSeq lists its product as uncharacterized. The transcript is spliced from 3 exons. Gene Ontology annotation, molecular function: hydrolase activity. Bases 1 to 1488 code for a protein of 495 amino acids. The record is from RefSeq and is a predicted model, not a curated record. NCBI's taxonomy places the organism in Eukaryota, Fungi, Ascomycota, Eurotiomycetes, Chaetothyriales, Cyphellophoraceae.
AUGGCUCAGAGUGCCUUUCACCGCCUCCUAGGGGGCUUCGCAUUUUAUUCUGUUGCACUAUUCACAUACGCCCUACUCUUCUUCUUGUCCAUCAGAAAUGGUUCAUUCUUCAGGGAAGCGUCAGAGAAAGAUGAGAACGACCUAGCAUUGGAGCGCGACCGCUACUGGAACCUCAGCAAGCAACCCUUCCCCGGCUUCGAUCAUCACUUCCAUACCCUCCGCAAUGGCAGGAAGCUACACUAUGUAUGCAACAAGGAGCAAAAGCCACAAUCAGGCAAUCUCAUGAUACUCAUCCAUGGCUUCCCCGAUUCCUUUGUCCUGUGGAAGGGUCUGUUGCAAGAGCCUGCUGUACCCCUGACAGAGGCAACAUGGGUUGCUGUUGAUCUACCUGGCUACGGAGGUAGUGACAGCUUCGACAAGUACGACGUUGCAGUACUGGAAGCUUUGGCUGAAUUCAUCGUGGCCAUGAGGGAUACGUUUCUCACCAUUGACGGCGAUGGCGUUCCUCAGGCCAGCACCUACAUUGUAGCACAUGAUUGGGGUGCAGUCUUGUCCUUUCGACUGGCUUCUGAAGCUCCUUCGCUAGCCGAUAGGUUCAUACUGACCAAUGGACCUCACGUUGCCCUCAGUUUCGCAAACCGCGACCGCAUUGCCCACAGCUCGGAGAAGAUCUUCAAACAGUUUCGCCGCUCGCCAUGGCAGAACUUUGGCUGUUUGGGGAAGUCUCUCAAGGCUCUGUCUCCGCUGUUCAUACAGGCCUUGAUGUUUGGCUAUAUUGCGUCGUUCCACCUUCCGGUGCAGAUGGUCAAGUAUCUGGGAACCGGUGGAAAUCUAGCCUUCAUCAGAGGCUGUCAUUCUGUACAGCGUGGAUCAAAGAAGAUCGAACUCUACAUUGCAGAGGCACUGGCCGGUACGCUUGGACCUGGACCACAGGAAUGCAAGGUCACGUCUGCCCAGGCUACCAAUGGCUCCAACCAAGGAUAUGGUGAAAGCGUUUUGCAGCGAGCCAAAUCGCCUGCUAUUGCCUUCUGGCACCAGACCUGUUAUUACCGGGACGGGGCUUCCUAUAAGCCGUGGACCAAGUCACUUGAAACGAUUGCCGACCUGUACGCGCUGGAUUCUGCAGCUUCUGAAUCAAGCUCGCCUGCUAGACGUCGAUCAUCAUCCUCCGCUUCCUCUGGACUGUUCACACCGCAAAUCACCGGGCUACUCCAUGCUCCAGCUACUGUCCUUUGGGGGCUCAAAGAUCGAGCUUGUGGCAAGCAGAUCUGCCUUGAUGGAAUGGGAGAUUACCUUGCUAAGGACAGCGAGAUUGUGCUACUGCCGAGGAGUGGUCAUUGGACUCCGCUGGAGCCAGAUUCACGGGUAGCGUUGGCGCGAGUUGUGGGGAUGUAUGCGGAGAGCCAGGAGAAUGCAGUUGCGCGAGCAUCGGUUACGAAGUUUGUCGGUGAGGUAUAUGAAGGAGCCGUGCAGGUGACCAAGAAGUAA